Messenger RNA from Habropoda laboriosa, 7254 nucleotides. It is a transcript of the gene bbg, whose product is annotated as serine-rich adhesin for platelets-like. Lineage: Eukaryota; Metazoa; Arthropoda; Insecta; Hymenoptera; Apidae. The transcript is spliced from 13 exons. The record is from RefSeq and is a predicted model, not a curated record. Gene Ontology annotation, molecular function: protein binding. The coding region runs from base 1 to 7254 and encodes 2417 amino acids.
AUGAAUGAAUUUUCAAUGGAACAGCUUAGAAAGCUGUCACGACUAAAUACGGCCACGAUAUGGGGAUUCUUAGGAAUGGCCAUAAAACAGGGAGUGGCCAGCAUUCCGGACUGUAAAGAUCAGCGGGCUUGCGAUGAAUGGAACGGUCUGAGAACGAUCCGGAAAAUGGAUGUCGCCAAGAGUGCCGCGGAGGAUUUCGUGACGGUGGUCAGCGUCGAGAGUCAACCCCCGCCGGAGAAUUUCGUCACUGUACUGUCCAUUGGUAACAGUAAGAAGGACGAUGAACCACCUACGUCUGUUACCGUGUGCAAACCUCAGAGCAACGGUAUCGACGGACCGUUGGAGGAGGAGGUCGAGGUCUACAGGCUGCCUGGAGAACGGCUAGGGUUCGGAUUGAAGUUCGAGGGUGGUAACAAGACGUCGGAGAGGGUUCGAAGGCUGUUCGUUCAAAGCUGCGCGGAGCAGAGCCCGGCGAGCAGAGCGAAAUGCUCGUGGGGUACCUUGGGAGAGGGCGACGAGGUACUCUCGAUAGACGGUGUACCAGUGACACACAUGACUCGGCUGGAUUGCGUGAGGCGAUUGAAGGAGUCGCAGCUGGUUAUCAAGCUGAUGGUUAGGUGCAGAGGCGCGCUCAGACCAGAGGUGGUGAGCGCGGAGAAGAAAAGCUCCCCGGAGAAGAAGAAAGUGCCGCCGGAGCUGCCGUCGGCACCUCCGCCUGUGCCGCCGCGAAAGCUCAGGCAAGCACGAGGAUUGGCUGACGGCGAGGCGAAUCCUAGUCCUGUGAAGAAGUCCUGGAACGGAUCGAGGUCGCAGAGUAGUUCGCAGAGCAGCUCGCAGAAUGGUUCGCCUAGCUCGCAGCCGAACAGUCAAGGUGACAGCAAGUCGACGUCCUUCGAGAGCUGCGAAUCUUCCCCGAAAAGUGUCAAUGGAUCUGUUCGUCAGGACAGUCCAAAGGGAUCGCCCAAGGAACGUUCUCCAGAAUUGGCAAAAUCGAAGCAGGAACCUCCGGAGGCUAUGGUGUACAUGGACGCAAGAUCCCAGUGUGGAUCGACGCACGGAAGCACUUCCGACGACACAGGAAGCUCAAUGUCCACGGUAAUCGAUCGAUUCUCAACAUCCGACAGAGUAUCCACCAUUUCUACAACCUCGACUGCUUCCACCGCCUCGGAACAGCCGAACGAAUUCUCAAGAAUAGAUCAAGACUUCGACAGAUCGUCGGACCGCGAUUCCCAAUUGUCCAAAGCGACGUUCGAGAAUUUAGAAGAUUACUCCUCGAAUCCUCCCGAUUACCUGCUACGUCGUUUAGCCAGCUCGGAGGCUGUGACCCACGUAGAAUCCCGCGGCGAAGUUGAGAAGAUCACAGCGGUGGUAGCGCCGAACACUGUGCUGAUCGAGGAAACGAUCACGUUUCAGCCACCGUUGAGCUUCCAAGACGCGCCACUGAGCUACGGGCACGAAGCUAGACCUGAUCUUUUUUACACGGCGGAUCUAGCCGCGGACUCGACGACGCAUUUCAGGCCAAUUAAGGACGACGUCGAGCUGGUCGAGCGCGUGAACAGCAUCCACGAGGAAUUCCGCCCGAGGAACUCCUCACCUGAGCCCGAGAAGGUGAAAGAAGCUUCCUGCGGACGAGGCACGGACAGGACUCCUCCGCCUCUGCCUGCCAGGAAUCACGUGAACAGGAUCAGCGUCAAUCAACCGGUGAACGAGCCACGUUCGCAGAAACUGUCCGAGCAAUCCAGCACAGAGUCCUCCGACAACCAAGACGCACCUGUUCUACCGCCCAAGCCGCUGCCCAGGAGGGACGUCAAGGUCAGACGGAAGAGACCACCCCCGCCGCCGCCUCCACCACCCACGAUCACGCCCCGAACCGAGGUGAAGCCCUCCUCGUUGCCCGAGUCCAGACAAACGAGUUUCGAACAGGAGGACGACGAACCGUCUCCGCACACCGAUCUCGCCAGCAACAAGCUCGAGGAAGCUGCGACCAGAGCUAAGCUCGAGGACAGGUCGAAGACGGCGGACAGACGGGACGCGGAGGUGAAUUCGACACCGUUGAAAAAUCCUUGCGACGAGGGGGUCGAUUUGGAGAAGAGGAAGAAAAAGAGCGAGGAAACGGACGACACGGAGUCUAUGGAGAAUUACGACCUCGUGGAAGACGACGGGCAACCGAGAACGAACAAGGUGUUGGAGAUAAUUGAGAUAAGGAUGGCUAAAGCUUUCUUGCCGCAGAGGACGAAUUUCGUUGCGAAGAGCGAGGACGAGGAGGUUGAGAGUAAGGCUAAAUGUAUGAACGAUAUCGGGAGGAUGAACGGAGACAGCGAGAGGGUUAAAGUGAACGCUGGUAACGGUAGUUUUAAGAAGCAGGAAAGGCCUAAGCCUGAACUUAGAACUGCAGUUACGAUCUCCGCGGAGAUCGACGAGUCCGACGAGGAGAACGAACAGGUUACCAAGUUUAACGAGCCUAUAGACGAGUCGAGUGAUACGGGAUCUGUUCGAAACGAAAGCUUGGACCGUCCUAGGGAAGUAUGUUCUCCGGUCAAGACGGACAUAUUUGGACGUCGGGAGAGCGAAGAUCGCGAGGACUGUUAUCGAUCGCACAACGAUAUCAACCGCGAUAUGCGUAGUUUAAACCUAAAUCGAGGGCGAAACGAGGACGAGACGAUGGAUGAGGAUGAUUCGAGCGAGGAGAGCGACGAGGGAGACUAUUACUGGCAGAGUAAUCUAGCGACAAUUGGCGAAGAGGAGGAAACCAAUUCCCUCGAGUACAUGAACGCGAACAAAGAGGCGAGCGACAGCGACACGAACACGGCGGAAAAAGAGGAACGCGCGGAAUCACCGGGCAAGAAAGACACGUUCAAUGCAAAUGCACGGAAUGACGAGGUAGAUAGCGCGAGUCGAACAGCCAACUUCAACGAAGCUGUCGCUGAAAAUCUACACGCAGAGACGGUAAAUGGUAGGAUGGACAACUGCGGAGGCGGUCAGCGCCUGCCCCCGGACGGGGACGAGUUUCCAGCGGCGUAUCAAGAGUUCGGCGGAGGUGGCGGAGGCAGCAGCAGCAACGGCCAGCAGUACCGUUUCGUGACGGCUAACACGACGACGCCGAGGACGUCGACGAUGAUCGCGAACGGUCGUCUCGUUUGCAACGAGAACGAGUCGUUCAUGAACAACGAAAGCUACAAGUUGCUCGAAUCGAACGUGGUAACAGCGACAGGGAUCGUUCUACCGGACAACAACAGAGUGGCUGCUCUAAACAACGUCGAGAGUGUCUGCCAGGAGGUGAACACCAAGAUCGGUCUGCCUAGUAUCGAGAUAAACGGCAAGAUGAGCGUGGAGAACGUUUGUCAGGAGGCGAGAGAGGCUCGUGUGGACGAUAGCAAGCCUUACAUCACGGACGACUUGGUUAAAAAGGCCGCGUCCGUGACCAACUACUCCAGCUACGGGAAUCAAGGUAACGGUAACAUCGUGGUGUCGGAGAAGAAGAUCGAAAUCACGGGAUACUAUCACAAAGACGUACCGGUGAUCGAGGAGGUGCAGCAGGACCACGCGGAGAAAGAUCAACUGGACACGCCUCCGCCAUUGCCACUCACCGGGCCGCCUAAGAUGGACGCGAUCGGCCCGACGACGACGUCGUACACGAAGAACAGCUCUGCCGCGGAACCAACGCAGAGGAAGUUCUCGCUGAACGGUGAACUUCUGUGGAGGCAGGACGACAAGUCCGAGAGAUCGGUCCGAGAUAAAAUCGCCAUGUUCUCGUCGCAGAGUAGCUUGGACGGCCCUCUGUUCCCUAAUUCGGUGACGGUUGCAGCGGCCACGAGUAACGGCAGGAGGCUGUCCAAGUACAAGUCUACGGAGGACGUGUGCAGCGACGAGAAGAGCUCCGGGCAGAAAGAGAGAAGCUCGUUCUUCGCGGACAGGACGCAGAGUUCGUUCGAUCUAACGGAUUCCGGGAGAAACGUAGAUCCUGGAAAGAAGUACAGACAACGAUCGCCGAGUAUAACGCAGAGUUCUCCGUUCAGUUCGCCGACUAUUCACACGCCGAAAACAUUUCCCAUUGUCCCACAGAAACCGGUCACUUCAACUGCUACACCUUUGAUCAGUUCUUUCGAGAAUUCCUCGCUGCCUAAGUCUCCGGUGAAGAAUUACCCGACGACGACGACUACCGGUCAGAGUCCUCCGAACGUUUCUCUCAAACCUGUCGCGCCGACUGCUUUGUCGAGAGCUACGAGCUUCUCUGGCACGAUUCCCUACGGCCAGGAACGAACCACGACCACGACCGAUCUCUCAGCUGGACCACAGAUCACCAGGACCAACUCGUUGGCGUCUACGUUCAAGAGGCCUGCAGAGGACAUCCGAAGAACCAGCUUGAAUCAGCUGAUAGAGCAGAGGAGAAGGUCGAUAUCGAAAUUAAGGGGGUUGGUUAUUCCUGAGAAGGAAGCCAUAUCUAUCGACGCGCCUAUCGUCGAUCUUCCUGAAAUCAAAUCGCGAGACUCGAUACUGCUGCAUCAGCUACCGAAAGCGAAUAUUCAGGACAAAUGGGGCUCGCAGAGUUCUCUAGCGAGCAACGCUAGCACAGCCAGCAUGCCUCUGAAAGCUACAACUUCCUUCAAGAUGCCAGCGCCUCAGAUACACUCCAAGUACUCUCCAGCCUUCAAGAGGAAGAGUCUAGCUGUGUACGGCUCGUCGUCGAGCAAUUCUACGAUAAAUUCCGGGAAAAAUUGCCCCUCUGCGGCGACCACACCGACGCUCUCCGAACCUCCGAAGAGUUUAGAGAGCAUCUGCAGUCCGACCAGAAGCGACUACAGCUUCGAGUUCGCUUCCACGGCCAGUUCACCGGAAGGACUGCGCAACAGACCGAAAACGGUUCAGAGAAAGACGAGGAUGGACUACGACGAUUCGGACAACGAUUCCGCUGUCAGCAGUUCGCAGAGCAGCAUCUCCAGAGGCUUCAGUCCGCCGAUGUCGCCGGUUCCCUCGGAGAGAUCCACCGUUUCCUCCGAGAGAUCCUAUCUUUCCACGGAGACCAACUAUCAGCGGCGAACUCUGAUCAUGGAUAGUCCUACUAGAACGUACAACAGAGAAUCGAACUCCGACUUCGGCGGUAGAUCGAACAUGCUCGGAGAGAGGACGUUCACCUCGGAGAGAUCUUCGUCGAGCAGCAGCAGCUCGGAUCUCAGAUCACCGACGACAGAGUCUAGCUCGAGGAACUCUCAGAUACCUCAGAGACAGCUGAAACGAUCGAACAGCACCGAUACCAACUGCAGCACCUCUUCGACCCUCACUUCCGGUUCCCAAGCUAGCGCGGAGUCUCUGUCCAGAAGAGUGCUCAAGCCGCAGAGCGUGGAGGCUAUUAAUCGUAAGAACAUUCUUGCAAGUGCCAGGUGUAGAAGCGGAAGAGAUCUGAACGGAUCACCUUUGAUCCAGAGGAAGUUCCCGGAGGAAGACUGUCGAUCGACGCUAGCUGAGAACGGCGACGACUCGUAUCAGAGAGGACGAGUUAAGGAUAACGUCUCUAACGCGCAGGACGUGAAAAUUGCGUACAUCGAGGUAACAGACGCUUACGGCGAAGAUGACGGUUUCCAGAAGGAGGCUGAAGAGUCGAAGAUGUCUCCUAAGAGGAACGUAAGAUCGUCGACGUUCGAAAUAAUGGAGCCUUCGAACGACUUGAAGAUGUGGGUACGAACGGAGGCGAAGGCUCUAGCUAGAUCCGCUGAAGAAAAGACUAACAAAACAGAGAAGAAAUCGGCUGACGUUGAUAUCACCCCUGUAAGGAACAACUUGAAGAACAACAGAACAGCCAUAAUCGAGGAACAGCAGGAACUUCACUCGAUGGAACUGUCUCCGGCGAGUAGAAACGUAGGGAACGACAACGAAUCUGGAAUCUUGGACGUCUCGAAGCAGAGAAACGCUCCGAGUAUACCAGCCAAGAAAUCUCCGGAGGAUCAGAACGAUCUCCUGACGAUCCUCACGACUAAAAGUAGAACCAGAUCGGCGAUACACGUGGACGACGGUAGUUUCGGACGUUCGAAGAGUCAGAUGAGCCUGGAGGACAUCCUGAGCGCGAAGGCGGACGCGAAGAUCUCGCGGAGUCAAGCUGGCGAGACGAGAAUAGAGAAGAACAGCGUCGUUUCCACUCUCCAGAGCAGGUCUCUCUGGGAAUCGAGGGACAGCAAGUACGUGAGGAGGAGCUCGUCGAUGUUGAACGAGUCUUGGAGCGAGGACAAGAGCUUCUCGAAGAUACCGACGUUGGGUAAAUCGAGGUUGGCGGACAGCAGCGGCGACGAAACGCCGGAAGUGGAGAAAUCCAAGUCUCCGCUGUCGAAAAUCCCAACCACGAGGAACCUGAACCGAAGAAGCGCCAGUGUGACUGAUAUGAAGAAAGCACUGGAGAAAAUGGACGUGAACUGUCCCGCCAGUCCUCAUCAGACCACGGGAACCACUCACAACAGAUUCCCCAGUCUAGACAGCAGCGUAGACGAGAACGUUUCGACGCUUGGAGCAGACAUGGACGCAGACAGAUGCUGUAGCGAACAGUUUGGCAGUAUCAGCUCGUUGGCUAGCAGCACAAGCUUGAUAUCUCAACAGGAAUUGGCACAGUUGGUGGAAGAGGCGAGUCUCGAAGAAGCACGCGGUGCUCACGACGUGAUCGUGGUGUUGCUUCACAAGGAGAAUCCAACUGGCAGCGUUGGUAUCACUCUGGCCGGUGGAGCUGAUUGUGAGAUAAAGGAGAUCACGGUGCAUCGAGUGCUGGCCCACUCUAUCGCCGACAAGGACGGUCGUGUGCAGAGGGGCGACAGGAUUCUGAGUAUAAAUGGCAGAAGCACGCAAGGUCUCACGCACAGGGAGAGCAUAGCGGUGCUUAAGCAGCCUAGGUCGGAAGUUGUGUUGGUUGUCUCGAGAGCUAGGACAGAGGAAGGGUGUAAAUUGAAGUCGAGAACUGCGAGCGUCGAAACUAUCAUCGAAGGAUUCGAGACGAAUGAAGCCGCAGAAGACACUGCAUGGGGUCCGCCCUCGGUCGUAGCAGUGUACAAAGAUGGAGCCGGUUUGGGAUUCAGUCUCGAAGGAGGUAGAGACAGCCCCCUUGGGAACAGACCGUUAAUGAUCAAGAAAAUAUUUACCGGAGGUGCUGCCGAAAAGACAGGUGCCUUGAAGGCAGGGGACCAAUUGUUAGAAGUGAACGGAUAUGAUGUUACGCGAAUGUCGAGGAUCGAAUCAUGGAACCAUUGUAAGGAAAUCCCAGUAGGUCCUUGCCAUUGA